CUGCUCGUAAACAAGCAGCUGAUAGGGCGGCAACAAGCUUGGCCACCCUUCCCGUUAUUUUUCGACAUGGCGAAGCUCCCGCUCUUGGCGCUCGGGGUAGCAGCACUAGUCCUGUCUGCCGCGGGAAUGGUGGCCGCGCAGAAGUGCGGCUGCCGGGCGAACGAGUGCUGCAGCCGGUACGGUUAUUGCGGCACUACCGACGCCUACUGUGGAAAUGGAUGUAAGUCUGGCCCGUGCUCGGGGAGCGGCGGCGGCGGCGGCGGCGGCGGCGGCGGGAGCGGUGUCUCUGUGGAGGGCGUCGUCACCAAGGCGUUCUUCAACGGGAUCAAGUCCCGGGCCGGCAACGGGUGCGCCGGCAAGAGCUUUUACACGCGCCGGUCGUUCCUGGCCGGCGCCCGGGCGAACCCCAACUUCGGGAAAGGCCGCACGACCGACGACGCCAAGAGGGAGAUAGCCGCCUUCUUCGCUCACGUCACACACGAGACUGGACACAUGUGCUACAUCGAGGAGAUCGGCGGGGCGAGGCAGAACUACUGCGACGACAGGAGUCACCCGGAGUGGCCGUGCACCUCGGGGAAGGGGUACUACGGGCGCGGACCGCUGCAGCUGACGUGGAACUACAACUACGGGGCGGCGGGGAAGAGCGUCGGGUUCGACGGGCUCAACAACCCGGAGAAGGUGGCGCAGGACGCAGAGGUGGCGUUCAAGGCGGCACUCUGGUUCUGGAUGAACAACGUGAAGCAGGUCCUGCCGCGGGGGUUCGGCGCGACCACCAGGGCAAUCAACAGCGGGGAGUGCAACGGCGGGAACUCGGCCGCCAUGAACGCGCGGGCGAGGUACUACCGGGCCUACUGCAAGAAGUUCGGCGUCGACCCGGGGCACAGACUCACUUGCUAGGUGCUUUGGGCCCGACCGAGAUCGACAUGCAUGGAACACGCAUGGGUUAUGUAGAAUAAACGUUCGGCAUACUCUAAUAUAAAGCCGUCCAAACCAGAAAUAAAGGGCGAGGAUGUGGUCUACAUACCAUGAUCCUUGCGGUAGUACUGUUCACGAGCUCUACUCUUUUUUCUCAAUCAAUAAAAGGAGUUAUGUUCUUGUUUCUAA
Hordeum vulgare subsp. vulgare (domesticated barley) is the source of this 1104-nucleotide messenger RNA. Its product is annotated as chitinase 5-like. Bases 67 to 897 code for a protein of 276 amino acids. NCBI's taxonomy places the organism in Eukaryota, Viridiplantae, Streptophyta, Magnoliopsida, Poales, Poaceae. The transcript has 3 exons. The record is from RefSeq and is a predicted model, not a curated record. Gene Ontology annotation, molecular function: chitinase activity; chitin binding. Gene Ontology annotation, biological process: cell wall macromolecule catabolic process; carbohydrate metabolic process; chitin catabolic process.